CCCUUCUUUCAAACUCAAGGUCAGUCUGAAGGUUAGAUGUCUUCAGCGGUUACUCUAGCUUUUGUUUUGCUAAUUACCUACAAUGGAGUUUGCUUUGGGCACAAUUUGGAAGAUUUAAAAUAUCGUGUCAAGAAAAUUUUUUACCAUGCGUAUGAUAACUACUUGAAGUACGCAUAUCCAUUAGACGAAUUGCGACCACUUUCAUGUAGUGGUCAUGAUACAUGGGGGAGUUUUUCGCUCACUCUGGUGGAUGCACUUGAUACCCUUGUGAUAAUGGACAAUCAUACAGAAUUUCGUCGUGCUGCCCGUGCUCUUCUGGAUAACUUAGAUUCCGAGAAGAAUAUUAAUGCUUCCGUUUUUGAGACUAACAUCAGAGUUGUUGGUGGCCUCAUCUCAGCCCAUCUUUUAUCUCGAAGAGCUGGCUUUGAAGUGGAGCCGUCCUGGCCAUGUUCUGGAGCUCUUCUACGACAGGCGGAAGUGUUUGCUAGUAAGCUGCUACCAGCGUUUGAUACUCCCACUGGAAUGCCGUAUGGCACGGUCAACUUCAAGUUGGGCGGCGUUCCUACUGACGAAACAACAGUUACAUGUGUAGCGGGUGUCGGAACGUUCAUUUUGGAGUUUGGAGCUCUGUCGCGCCUUACAGGUGAUCCUAGGUAUGAGGCUGCUGCAAUGCGUGCCCUGAAAGCUUUAUGGAAGUAUAGAUCUACUCUUGGAUUACCGGGCAACCAUAUCGACAUUAGCACCGGCAGUUGGACAGCACGUGAUGCCACUAUUGGUUCAGGAGUAGAUUCUUAUUUUGAAUAUUUAGUUAAAGGUGCAGCCCUUUUUCGUCUUCCUGAAUUAGAUGCCAUGUUUCGAGACUACAGACUAGCAAUUGAAAAACAUAUUCGACAUGGUGAUUGGAAUCCGAUGAUAAACAAAGAUAAAGGUGGAGUCACUAUGCCAGUGUUUCAGAGUCUUGAGGCUUUUUGGCCUGGUUUAUUGGUUCUUACUGGUGAUCUGGAUGCAGCUCGAAGACAUCUUACUGCUUAUCAUGAAAUAUGGAGACAAUAUGGAUUUCUUCCAGAACUCUAUAGUCUAACUGAAGAAAAAGCAUACAGAGGUCGUGAGGCUUACCCUCUACGACCAGAAUUAAUCGAAUCCAUUCUUCAUGUAUAUCGUGCUACACGUGAUCCGGCUUUGAUUGAUAUGGGUGUGGAUAUUCUAACUUCAAUUGAAGUUUCAGCGCGUACAUCUUGUGGUUUUGCAACGAUUGCAGAUGUUACAAAACACACACUGGAAGACAGGAUGGAAUCAUUUUUCUUAGCAGAGACGACAAAAUACUUAUAUCUUCUAUUUGAUGAAAAUAAUUUCAUUCAUCAGUUACCAGGUGAGCAAACACUCACUGGGAGUUCUCGUUCACCAGCAGGACUACAAUGUUAUCCAGAAUCUGGUGGCUAUAUAUUCAACACAGAAGCUCAUCCAAUAGAUCCUGGUGCUUUAAACUGUUGUUCUGCUUCACGUCUAGAUGAAAUUGAACAAGCUACUAAAGUGAAAACUUUAAUCUCUGAUUCCACUCAAUAUAAGCUAUUAAUGGAUAAUAAUAAUAAGCGGGAGAGUGAUAAAGAAGUUAACAAAGCCAGUCAACAGAAUGUAGAUUCAGCUGUGGAAAUCGAUUUACUUUCUGCUGUUGAUUCAGUAUUCAGUGAACAUAUCCAAUCACAGUUUGGUAUUUCUUCAGAUGAUGCUUUCUCAUGGGCUGUUAACCAAACAGCUUCGAACUGUUUCAACAAUGCAUUGUUUGAUUCCAGUCUAAUUCAUUCAUGGAAAGAAUUUCGUAAAAUAAUUGAAUCAUCAUCGUCAUCAUCACUUUUACAGGAUGAUAAGCAACAAAAAUCUUCAAAUGUUAAUUCAUUCACCUCUAAAACGUCUCCAUUACUUACCUGUCCUUAUCCAUCAUUUCAAAAUCGAUUUGCUUACUCAGGAAUACUGACAACAACAUGAUAUUUUGUUUUGUUUUGAUCGCCUUACUUACUGACUUACCUUUCUCAGGUGUUCUGUGAUCUUCAUGUUGUAGAUAUUACUCUUUUUUUAUGACUGUUUUUCUGAUGGGAAUAUAUAUAUAUAUAUAUAUAUUUGUUUAAAACACUGAUUAUUAGUCAGUGAAUUCUGUCACUUCUUCCGAAAAAACACAUGAUACUGAAUUUUUGU
This is a messenger RNA of Trichobilharzia szidati, 2190 nucleotides long. The record is from the annotation of a GenBank genome assembly. NCBI's taxonomy places the organism in Eukaryota, Metazoa, Platyhelminthes, Trematoda, Strigeidida, Schistosomatidae.